Daphnia pulicaria is the source of this 1013-nucleotide messenger RNA. RefSeq lists its product as uncharacterized. The transcript has 3 exons. Lineage: Eukaryota; Metazoa; Arthropoda; Branchiopoda; Diplostraca; Daphniidae. The coding region runs from base 33 to 881 and encodes 282 amino acids. The record is from RefSeq and is a predicted model, not a curated record.
ACCUCCUUUCGCUUCAGUCCAUCGUAUUAAAAAUGCAAAAGAAGUGCUGUUGCUCUUCCGUCGCGAGGCUUUUCACAGUGAUGGCCGUUAUCUCAAUUUGCAUCGACGCCAAACCGGAUCCCCGGGCCGACCACCAAGUUGGGAGCGUCUGGCCACCUAACGUGAUGAUUAUGACGUCAGACGUCAAGCAGAGAGAAGACGCCCCAGCACCAAAGGUUUUUGAACCCGCAGGCGAAGUAAGCGUCUCAACACCUGACGUCAUUUUCACACCGACGUCAGACGACGACGCCGUAACGGAGAGCAUCCAAACGGACGCUGUUGACGCCCAAUUGGCCUCACCAGAGGACGCCAUCAAAGCCGAUGACGUCAUCACCGAAAGCGUCCCGACGACUGAUGAACCGAUUCUCCCAUUAAUUGCUGAUGUCAAAUCAACAGCAACUCUGGACGAAAUAAUUAUUACGCCAUCUGUUAUUCAAAGCGACGAUGGCGUCAGUGUUAACAGCACCGCGGAAAUCCGAGCUGAUCAAAUCGGCAAUUGCGUUUUCAAUUUGGCCGUCCCCAAUCGAAAUAUCCCGUCCGUCACCUACAGCACCAAUUGCGACUUUUGCAAUCACGACAUGUACACGCUGACGUGCAUCCCCAACGCCUUCGCUUGUGCUUCCUUGUGCGCCGGAGACCGACACUGCAGCCAUUUCACCUACGUCACCAAUCUGCUCGGCGGGACUUGUCGUUUGAAGAGCGCCCCAGGCGCGGGAGGCUCGUGGGCCUCCCGCAUCCAGGCCCCCUCGCCUUACGUCUGCGGGUACAUCGGGAAAAGAGCCUUCCAGAAUGUCCUACUUGGCCUCUGUCUUGCAUUGGAAAUUAACGUCAACAUUGAAUAAUUCCAAUUUGUCAUUUUAAUCGAUAACUAAUAUUCAUUCAAAUUAAAAGAUUAAUGAAUAGAUUAUUGGUAUUUGUUUUAAUAUUAAAUUUGAAUAUAACAGAAUAACGUAGUACAACUUAUACCAGCCACA